Hibiscus syriacus is the source of this 1847-nucleotide messenger RNA. Its product is annotated as isocitrate lyase. The record is from RefSeq and is a predicted model, not a curated record. The coding region runs from base 90 to 1820 and encodes 576 amino acids. NCBI's taxonomy places the organism in Eukaryota, Viridiplantae, Streptophyta, Magnoliopsida, Malvales, Malvaceae. Gene Ontology annotation, biological process: carboxylic acid metabolic process. Gene Ontology annotation, cellular component: glyoxysome. The transcript is spliced from 3 exons. Gene Ontology annotation, molecular function: isocitrate lyase activity.
GAGGGGAAAAGAGCACAGCAUGAUCUUCUCCUAGUUGUUUUCACAAAGUUUUUCUUCUUUUUUAUAUUCCAAAACUCAAAGUUCUAGCCAUGGCUGCAUCUUUCUCGGUGCCUUCAAUGAUAAUGGAAGAAGAAGGGAGAUUCGAAGCUGAAGUUGCAGAGGUGCAAGCAUGGUGGAACUCGGAGAGGUUCAAGCUAACUCGACGACCGUACUCAGCUCGAGAUGUUGUGGCUUUACGAGGCAACCUCAAGCAGAGCUAUGGCUCGAACGAGAUGGCGAAGAAGUUAUGGAGAACGCUCAAGACACACCAAGCCAACGGCACUGCGUCCAGGACUUUUGGUGCACUUGACCCUGUCCAAGUAACCAUGAUGGCUAAGCAUUUGGACUCUAUUUAUGUCUCCGGUUGGCAAUGCUCCUCCACUCACACCACCACCAACGAGCCAGGUCCGGACCUCGCCGACUACCCUUACGAUACCGUCCCAAACAAAGUCGAACACCUUUUCUUUGCACAACAGUACCAUGACCGUAAACAAAGAGAGGCACGAAUGAGUAUGAGCCGGGAGGAACGGGCUCGAACCCCUUAUGUUGAUUACCUGAAGCCGAUCAUUGCCGAUGGUGAUACCGGCUUCGGUGGCACCACAGCGACUGUUAAGCUUUGCAAGCUUUUCGUCGAGCGCGGUGCUGCGGGUGUACAUAUUGAGGACCAGUCGUCUGUGACCAAAAAAUGUGGUCACAUGGCUGGUAAAGUGCUUGUUGCUGUUAGUGAACACAUUAACAGGCUCGUCGCCGCGAGGUUGCAGUUUGAUGUUAUGGGAGUCGAGACGGUGCUGGUGGCUCGAACCGACGCCGUCGCGGCUACUUUGAUCCAAACCAAUGUGGACACCAGGGAUCAUCAGUUCAUUCUCGGUGUGACGAAUCCGAACCUUAAGGGGAAAAGUCUGGCCACUAUGCUGGCUGAAGGAAUGGCUGCUGGUAGAAAUGGCCCUGAACUUCAGGCCAUUGAAGACAACUGGUUAGCCAUGGCACAACUUAAGACAUUCUCAGAAUUUGUUGUGGACACCAUCAAGAACAUGAACAUCACCGAAGACGAGAAGAGGAGGCGGAUGAACGAAUGGAUGAACCAUUCGAGUUACGAUAAUUGCCUAUCAAAUGAACAAGCCAGGGAGAUUGCCGAAAGAUUGGGUCUCAAAAAUCUUUUCUGGGACUGGGACUUGCCAAGGACCAGAGAAGGGUUCUACAGGUUCAAAGGAUCCGUAAUGGCAGCCGUUGUUCGUGGUCGCGCUUUUGCGCCUCAUGCAGACCUUAUUUGGAUGGAGACAUCGAGCCCCGACCUCAUCGAGUGCACCAAAUUCGCCGGAGGAGUGAAGUCAAUGCACCCAGAACUCAUGUUGGCCUACAAUCUGUCCCCAUCUUUCAAUUGGGAUGCAUCGGGGAUGACCGACGAACAGAUGAAGGACUUCAUUCCAAGAAUUGCCAAGCUCGGUUUCUGUUGGCAGUUCAUAACGUUAGCCGGUUUCCACGCGGAUGCAUUGGUGACCGACACGUUCGCGAGAGAUUUCGCAACGAGGGGGAUGCUUGCAUAUGUGGAGAGGAUCCAAAGGGAAGAAAGGAACAAUGGAGUGGACACAUUGGCUCACCAGAAAUGGUCCGGUGCAAACUUUUACGAUCGAUAUCUCAAGACGGUCCAAGGAGGCAUAGCAUCGACAGCAGCCAUGGGCAAAGGUGUGACUGAGGAGCAAUUCAAGGAAACAUGGACCAGACCAGGAGCAGGGGACAUUGGAACCGAAGGCAAUACGAUUGUGGCUAAGGCUAGAAUGUGAGACUAAAGCAAAAGUGAGCUCAAGGAU